This is a messenger RNA of Cimex lectularius (bed bug), 1270 nucleotides long. RefSeq names its product glutaredoxin-3 (gene Grx3). NCBI's taxonomy places the organism in Eukaryota, Metazoa, Arthropoda, Insecta, Hemiptera, Cimicidae. The record is from RefSeq and is a predicted model, not a curated record. The transcript is spliced from 9 exons. The coding region runs from base 161 to 1180 and encodes 339 amino acids.
AUGCAUAACAACCAUAUGCUUUUAUAGAAAACUAUCGACCGUUCUUCCAAGUAACCUGUAAAGCAGUAGACUUCAGAAAUUUUGAAGCUAACCAAAAAAACAAAAUAAAAAAAGAAAAAACAAUCGAAAAUUUUUCAUAAUUUAGCAGAUUCACGGAACGAUGACCGGCGUUCUCAACUUAGCAUCCGCUGAUGAAUUCAACACAGUCCUUAGGAGUGCCGGCCUGAUGGUUUGCCACUUUUAUGCCGAUUGGGUUGACCAAUGUCGCCACAUGGAAAAGAUCCUUAUCGAAAUGGCCAAUCUACCUGAGUACAAAGGUGUUAAAUUUGCUAAACUGCAAGCUGAAGAUGUACCCGUUAUUUCUCACAAAUAUGGGAUUGCAGCCGUCCCGACGAUAUUGAUACUCAGGCGUAAUCAAGUUGUUGACCGGGUCGAGGGUGCCAAUCCUGGGACUUUAAUCAGCAAGUUGAAACAACAGAUCAAUAACAUAAAAUUGGACAAAUUUCCUGAAGGCGUUCAAUCGUUACCUGCUGGUGGAGAACCAUUAGAGCUUAAUGAGAGAUUAAAAAAGCUUAUAAACAAAUCUGCAGUGAUGCUUUUUAUGAAAGGCUCUGUGGAUGAACCAAAAUGCGGGUUCUCAAGACAGAUCAUUGAUAUUCUAAGAUCGGUAAAAGCUGAUUUCAAAACAUUUGACAUCUUGACUGACAAUGAAGUGCGCGAAGGUUUAAAAAAAUAUUCCGAGUGGCCAACAUAUCCACAGUUGUAUGUCAAUGGAAAACUUAUAGGUGGUUUGGAUGUGGUAAAAGAACUUCAUGCUUCAGGAGAACUUAACGAUAUUUUGCCCAGAAUUCAUAAUCUCGAAGAUAGAUUGAAAUUCUUAAUUAAAAAGGCUCCAGUAAUGUUAUUUAUGAAAGGUAACAAAGAACAACCACAAUGUGGCUUUAGCAGACAGAUGGUUCAUAUAUUAAAUGACUGCAAGGUUUCUUAUGAAACAUUUGAUAUCCUCAAAGAUGAAGAUAUUCGGCAGGGCCUCAAAAAAUUCUCCAACUGGCCAACCUACCCUCAGUUGUACGUGAGAGGAGAACUUAUCGGAGGGCUUGAUGUAGUAAAGGAGCUCCAGCAGUCAAAUCAACUUCUUCCCGCUCUUGCAUUAUCUCCAAAACAUAAUAAAUGUCCAUAAUUUGAUUAAAAAAUAUAUGUAGAAUGUUUUCGAUUGCAUAUGUACAGUGUUUUUACUUCAAAGUGAGAAAUAAACUGGUAAUUAAGUUAA